UUAUUUCAUAUGUUUAGAGCACCAAAAAUGAAGCUCCCUUUUUCCAUUUCUUUCAUUCUCUUCUCAUUUCUUGUUUGGGGCAAUGAUGCUUCAUCAAAAAGAUCAACUUACAUUAUCCACAUGGAUAAAUCCUCCAUGCCCAAGGCAUUUUCAAGUCACCACUCUUGGUAUCAUUCCCUUGUCAAAUCCGCCUCAUCAGCAGCUCCGUCUGGAGCUGUUGAUGAAUCGGGGGCGAAGCUCAUCUACACCUACGACCACGCCUUCCAAGGAUUCAGCGCCGUAAUGUCGAGCGACGAAUUGCUGGCUGUAAAGAAGUCGGACGGCUUUGUCUCCGCCUCCCUCAGCAGAUCCGUCACCCACGACACCACGCAUUCCACCAAGUUCCUCGGCCUCAACACCGUAACCGGGCUCUGGCCGGCUUCCCAAUACGGAAAGGACGUGAUCAUAGGCAUCAUCGAUAGCGGCAUCUGGCCAGAGAGCCCCAGCUUCAACGACGACGGGAUGACUGAUAUCCCGUCGUCGUGGAAGGGCACCUGCCAGACAGGCCCGGAUUUCAAUUCUUCCCUAUGCAACAAGAAACUCAUUGGAGCCAGAUUCUUCGAUGCCGCAGCUCGAGAAGCUGGCUCAGAGUUCUAUACCUCAGCCAGGGACAACAGCGGCCACGGCACCCACGUCGCGUCCACGGCCGCUGGUAACUUCGUGAACAACGUAUCCUUCUUCGGAUACGCCCCUGGAACUGCCAGGGGAGUUGCUCCGCGAGCUAGGCUCGCGGCCUACAAGACCGGAAGCUAUGAGGCCGACACGCUAGCGGCCAUCGACCAGGCAGUCGCUGACGGAGUCCAUAUAAUAUCCAUAUCCUUACGAUACGAAUCAGCUGAUCUGUUUCGGAAUACCAUCGCAGCUGCUACCUUCGGCGCCAGAGCAAAAGGGAUCAUUGUUUGUAAAUCUGCCGGAAACAGCGGUCCCAGCCUUGCCACGAUGGAAGCAGGGAUCCCCUGGGAGAUCGUCGUGGCGUCUGGGACCAUUGACCGAUGGUUUGCCGGUACGAUCACGCUCGGAAACGGCAAAACCAUCACAGGAUGGACCAUGUUUCCUGCCAGGGCAAACGUGAUCAACUUGCCUCUCGAUUACAACGAGACUGUCUCCGCCUGCGACUCCAGCGAACUGCUGUCGCAGUCGUUUAUAACCCGAAUCGUCGUCUGUAACAUUACAGACGAAGCCAUCAGUUUCGAUUCCCUAAUGGGGAAUCUAGUGGGUUCCAACGCGGCCGCAGCCGUAAUAAUUUCAGAAGAUACAAGCAUACUCAGAUCAAAUUUGUUCCGUUUCCCUGGGGCUGUGAUCACCCCAGCGGAAGCAGUGAAUUUGAUCGAGUAUGCGACAACUAGUGUGUCCCCAACGGCCACCAUAUCGUUCCAGGAAACGAUAAUCGGGCCAGAGCCCCGGGUAGCUCCAGCCUUGUCUGGAUCAUCAUCCAGAGGGCCGGCCCAGAGCUACCAGGAGAUCUUAAAGCCCGACAUCAUGGCGCCAGGAGUGCUAAUUCUAGCAGCAUACAGCCCAGUCCAGCUCGGCCCACAAAUCGGUAACAUAUUCCUGUCGAGCGACUACUCUCUAGAGUCCGGCACAUCAAUGGCGACCCCACACAUAGCUGGGGUCGCGGCCCUUCUGAAGGCCGCGCACCCAGAGUGGAGCCCUGCGGCUAUACAAUCCGCGAUGAUGACAACCGCCAAUCAUCUCGACAGCACGAACCAGCCGAUCAAGGAUCAGGCGUUCAGCUCUUACAGAGUUGCUUCCCCGCUGGGGAUCGGGUCGGGGCAGGUAGACCCGAACAGGGCGCUUGAUCCCGGCCUUGUAUACGACGCGACGCCUCUGGAUCUCGCGAACCUCGUCUGCUCGAUGAACUACACCCGGGAGCAGGUGCGGGCGAUCAUAAGGUCGAGCUACAACUGCUCGGGGGCGAAUUCGGAUCUGAACUACCCUUCGUUCAUCGGGCUGUUUAACUUCGACCAGAGAGGGCUGACGCUCACCCGAACGUUCAAGCGGACCGUGACGAAUGUGGGGAGCGGGGCCGCCACGUAUAGAAUGAAACUGGAGAAACCGGAGAAUGCGACGGUGACGGUGACGCCGCAGACUCUGGUUUUUCGGAAGAAAUAUGAGAAGCAGAGCUAUACGUUGAGGAUGCGCUAUACGGGAGAUAUUGAUUCGACGUUCAGACAGGGAUCGCUGACGUGGAUUGAGAAGUCCGGCAAGUACGUGGUAAGAAGUCCGAUUGUGAUCGCCGGCGGAGUUGAUAAUUAUGGCUAGUUUUUAUUUUGAUGCUGUUUAGAGUAGUAAUGAAUAAUGGGUGUAAGAAAAUGUGAAAACAAGUGAUAAUAUUGAGGCUGAUAUGCCCUUCUUUCCUGCCA
Salvia hispanica is the source of this 2402-nucleotide messenger RNA. The record is from RefSeq and is a predicted model, not a curated record. NCBI's taxonomy places the organism in Eukaryota, Viridiplantae, Streptophyta, Magnoliopsida, Lamiales, Lamiaceae.